This is a messenger RNA of Trypanosoma conorhini, 4047 nucleotides long. RefSeq lists its product as uncharacterized. The coding region runs from base 1 to 4047 and encodes 1348 amino acids. NCBI's taxonomy places the organism in Eukaryota, Euglenozoa, Kinetoplastea, Trypanosomatida, Trypanosomatidae. The transcript has a single exon. The record is from RefSeq and is a predicted model, not a curated record.
AUGGAGGAGGAGUACCCGGUGAACCUGCGCGUGGAGAUGGCGCCCGACGGAAGUGCGGUGCUCCUGCCAGGCAGCAUCACCAUCACGCACACCACCGUCUCCGUCUUCAAGCUCUGCGAGCUCAACGACGAGGAGCCGCUCUUUAUUGGCAUUUGCUCCAUCCCACUCAUAAAGCUUGCGCGGGUGCCGAGUGUCUUGUUCACUGGCUCCGAGGCACUUGCGCUGACAAGCGUCUCGGACCAUCUCUUCAUCAACGCCUCCCUCUCCGCCGGCAUCGCCCCGCAGAAGGAGGGCGGCAGCACCACCAGCAGACGCACGGCGUCCACCGGCCUCUUCCCGGGCUCGCCAAAGGAGGAGCCCACCGCCGACGAGCUCCAGCGCCUCGACAACCCGGCGCAGUGGGAACAGUUGCGCCUCGAGUUCCCCAGUAGAGAGGCGUACAGCCGGUGCAUCACGGCCCUCCUCGCCCGCGGCGCGGAGGACUUCACGGAGGACUACCUUGCCUCCCUCCGCCACCCCCCCGACGCGCCCCUGCUGCCAGAGAACAUCUCGCCAAAAACCCGCUCCAUCCACGCAAGCGAGUUCGCCGCAAGCGUCAAAACCCAAAGCCAACUGCGCUCCUGCACCGCGAAUGAGUUGGCGACGACAACGGGCGACCUCAGUGAAAUGCACAGCUGUCGAAGUCCCCCGGCGGGGUCGAUGGACCUGCGAGAGAGCCCGUUUCAGUUCCGGGCCUCCAGAGGGCCGCUGGGCGGAACGAAUGAGGGCCUGCGAGAGGGGGGAACACCACGAAGCGACGUACUACGCACCCCGCGUGGGAGUCAGCCGGAUCGCAGUGCGUCUUCCCGGAGCCAACCAGUAUCCAGCCAACGUGAAAUAUUGACUCCGCAUGAGUCGUAUGCUAGUUCGAAGGUCCUGCAGAGCUCGCACAGAGGCCGGGGACUUCCCGUGCGCAGUAAUCCCACAAACAGCCGCCGGGAGCUUGCGACGCCGAGCGAAUCGCGAUCCCUGCGUGAUGAAUCAACAAAGGGGAGUCUGCGAGAGUUCCCACGUGAGACCGUCCUGGCACAGAGACCGUUGCCAACCAACAGCAUCCAUGAACAAACCCCGCACUCGAUUCUCUCCUCCCGCAAUGGGAGCGACGCGGGGCGUCCGCGGCAGCCAAACACCGUCGGCCAGCCGACCUCGUUUGGAACAACGACGAUCCCCGCCAACUUGAAAUCGCUUGGCCCCGACAAGGCGGCGCGGCCGGUAAACCGGCCUUACGGCUCUGCUGGGCCGUCACAGUACCUGUCGUCGAGUGAGGUGGCCGCGACGCAGCGGUUGUCUAGGAACCGCACGGAGUACCAGAUGCUCGUCCGCAAUGUGAUGAAGCUGAUGCACCACCGCUUGCAUUUUAUGCAGUACCUGCAUAAGGAGUUGGUGCACGAGGCCUAUCUUGUGGAGGAGGCGAAGCUGCUUGGCGGUCGCGGCCAUCGCUCGCGCAGUGCCUCUAUGAGCCGACCGACAAGCAUUUCCCCGCGUUCCCCGCGUCGCACGGCAUACUCAAGUGUCGCGGAAGAGUCCGCGCGACUUCGCGAGAUUGAAGGGCGCCUGCGUUCCGUCGAACAACUACAACGCGAGGCUGAAGAGGAUCGAAAGGAGGCGCUGCGUCUACGCCAUGAGGCGGAGAAGAAGAUGGAGUCCAUCCUACGCGACUCGGUGAGUGCGCCGUCGCAGAACUAUGCCACAUUAAACGCGGCGGAGCGGGCGAGGUACGACGCGUCCGUCCGUAGCCACAGUUCCCAUGCGGCAGGUAAGAACCCGCCGUUCCCCAACGACAGCACGGAUAUGGCGUAUGCGGCCCAUCAAAGCAAAACGCGCGUCAGCGAUGCAUCGCGUGUGAGCCGACCCUUGACCCUGCUGAACGGAAAUGGUCAAGUGGCGCUUGCGACGCAGCCGGGUUUGUACCCAGUCCUGUCCACGGAGGACCCCUCGCAGGUGGAGUACGCCACCGCCGUGCUGGAUCGCUACAUCUAUGGCGAUGAGUGGCAUCUCUUGUACCCUGCGCGCGAGGAAGACGUGCGCUUCUGCGCCCUAACAGACAUCUGCCUGAUGCUCAAGCUGCCGCGCCGUCUCGUGACCGUCAGAACGAUCUCCGUCGACCAGCCCGGGGUGCGCAUCACGGCGGAGAUUCACUACAUCCGUGAACAGUUGCCGCGUGAGACGAUAGAGCGCCGCUUCGCCACCCAGCCUUUCCUGUUCUUGAAACGACUCUACGAGCUGCGCCACUGCUUUCCCGCCUCUGCCACCGCCGGCACGGCCAACCGCGGCGCCCGACGCGGGUCAAAGGGCGGCUCGCGGGUGCGGGCGCUGCAGGGGAAUCGCAGUAACUCGCCAUCCUACCUGCGCUCCGCCGACGACGACGCUGGGACGUUGCGAAGCGACAGUGUCAUGACGGAGGACAGCAGGGCGGGCACAAAUAGCCGGAUGCGGGAAUUGGAGCGGCUGACGCAGGAUCGCCUGCGCCAGCGCCAACAGGACCGCGGCAGCGAGCGCGGGCGCAAGCAGCGGGACCUGCAACGGGAGCAGCUGCAAGAGCAAUUGGACCAAUUGGAGCGGGAUGAGGCCUCGCGGCGCAGUAGACUUGUCCUCUCCGAGGCGGAGGAGCGCCUCAACGCGAACGGUGGCAGGGGCGGGGGCCAUCAGCUUCAGAGCCGCUCCCUCGCCGUGCAGCAGCGCGUACUGGAGGGGGAAGAGCAGGUGGAGCGUGCGAAGGUGGAGGCCGGCUACGCGCGGCAGAUGCAGGCGAUGGGUCGGGCCCAGCAUCGCAACCUGGCGCCCGUACGCCUGUUGACGCAGGAGCGCGAGCGGCGGCUGCGUGUGGCGGCGCAGGAGCGCGAGGAUCGCCGGUUGCUGGAUCUCAUGAUGAACCCACGGCGCCUGCGGGCGGCUGCGUCGCAGCCGGAGGUGGAUGAGCAGUCCUGCCGCCAGCGUCUCACGGAGGCCGAGGCGAAGCAGCGGCGGCACAUUUACGCCAACGUGCGCAGCUUCCUCAUGGAGGCGCUGCAGGAGGAGGUGGAGGGGCUCAUCGGGGAUGAGCGGACGGCGCGCAUGAUCCUGGCGGCGGAUGAGAUGCGGGAGCGGCUGGAUCUUGUUUGCACCAGCAAGGCGCCCGUGUGCAGUGGUGUGCCGAGGACGUUGCUCGUCUCCCCAGAGGCGUGGCAGGCCCUCUUCGUGGAGGAGGUGGCGGAGCGUGCGCACUUUGUGAACGAUGAGGGGCGUCGUCGCCGCCUGUUUCAGCGGGAGUACAUCCUGACGACGGAGGAUGCGGCGCGAAACGAGAUUGAGCUCCGGGAGCUUGACGAGCAUGCCCUCAUGCUAGAGAGCAUCAUGCACCGCAACCGCGCCAUGCUGGAGCGGCGCCGGCAGGAGCGCAAGGACGCGACCAACCUGAGCAACGAGGAGCAGUACUACCGCAAGGGGACCCUCAGCGAGGAGCACGAUGGGUGGGAGGUGCUCAUGGAGUUGUUCGACACGGGCUUAAGUGAGUUACUUGCCAGGGAGGCGGCCCGCCUGGCCGCGGCGGUCGCGGUACCGGAGCUUGAGAGCCCGCAGCGCCGCCGCCGCACGACGGUCACCCCGCGUGUGACGAAGCCGUUUCACUACAUGACGUUUCUGCCGGAGGACAUGGACCACCUGCCCAGCUCCAGCCUUGCCAUCGAGGGCAUCUUGGGCUGCAGCGUUAACAAGAACCUCGAGGUCACCAGCAUCGAACGCCCGCUGCCGAAGGUGGAGGAGGACGAGCUGCAGUUCCAGGCGGGCGACAUGAUUCUUGACGUCGCCGGCUACUCGCUGCACUCCCUCUCGCACCUGCGGGAGGUGCUGUCGAACCGCACGAUGCAGAUCCAACACGAGGCCCGCGAGGAGUUUCCGGAUUUGCCGGAGGAGGAGCUCACCGUCAACCCGGCCCUGCAGAAGUACCUCGACGUCCUCUGCGAGCACCACAACUUCCUCGUGCAGGUGCUGCGCGGCUGCGACAUCUUCCAAAUCAUCGUCAAGUCGUGA